Asparagus officinalis (garden asparagus) is the source of this 2512-nucleotide messenger RNA. RefSeq names its product protein RIK. The transcript is spliced from 13 exons. Gene Ontology annotation, molecular function: RNA binding. The record is from RefSeq and is a predicted model, not a curated record. NCBI's taxonomy places the organism in Eukaryota, Viridiplantae, Streptophyta, Magnoliopsida, Asparagales, Asparagaceae. The coding region runs from base 204 to 2057 and encodes 617 amino acids. Gene Ontology annotation, cellular component: nucleus.
AGGCCAGAAAUCAACGGCCCUGAUCGCGUAACGUCAUUUCGGGAACAUGUGACAUCCAACGCCCCUCAAAAACCAUUUCUUCGUUAGCACACCAACUCGUUUUUCUAAUCUCGACGGAUACUCUUCAUCAUUACUGGAAAGAGAAACCCUUUCGACGAGCAACACCGCUCCUCCUCCUCCUCCUCCUCCUGUCGGAUCAAGGUAUGACCCAAGAAAGGGAUCCGAAGCCUGCCCAAGAGUCAACGGCGGCGGCCACCUCGACGAGGCAAAGGAGAAAGAGGAAGUGGGAUCAACCGGCAGAAUCUUUGGUAUCUGCUGGAAUAUCUGUUGCUGGAACUUUUCCCUUAAGUAUGUGUGGCAUUGUUGGGGUACCUUUACCAGAAACUGUUCGACUUCCCAGUUCUGUUAUAUCAAAUUCAGUUGCAGCAAAUUCUGCCACUGUUUCUUUAUUACUCCAAUCAUCUUCCAUCUCUCAGAAUUCUGAUGCAACAAUCCAGAAAAUAUCUCAGCCAAAAAUUCCAGACGAAUUAAUAGCACGGGAAAUUGUAAUAAAUGAUGCAGAACCUACCAUCCGCUACAAGCUCACAAAGCGUCAAACACAAGAAGAGAUUCAGAGAUGCACUGGAGCUGUUGUCAUAACUAGGUCUGUUUCUGUCAGAUUAAUCAUCCUGCCGCAUGUAUCCUUCUUUAAUCUUGGAUUACUUUUGUAUUGUGUUUAUGUAGUUGGUUUCAUGGAUGCAAGUGACUGGUCUGUUGAUGCAACUACUUUAACCAUACUGCCUUUUGACAUAAUGUAUCUGCAUCAGCUGACGCACACUGCAGAGCGCAUUAAAGCAGUUGAUCGUGCAGCUUUCAUGAUUGAAGAUAUUUUGAAACAGGGUCAAAAUUCUCUGCCAGGCACAACAGCUUUACAUUCAACUGUCAGCAAUGGGCAGGCUACUCAACCCCUUAGCGCCUGUCUAUAUUUGGGCUUUGAGACGGAUCCAUCACUAAACAUUGCUGCUCGUAUCCGUGGACCAAAUGACAACUAUAUAAAUCACAUUAUGAAUGAAACAGGAGCUACUGUUGUACUAAGAGGAAGGGGUUCUGGAAUUGAAGAAGAUUUCGGCACUGAAGAAGAGCAACAACCCCUACACCUAUAUUUAUCAAGCACUAAUCCGAAGAGGCUUGAAGCUGCAAGAAACCUAGCAGAGAACCUUCUAGAUACGAUUUCUGCUGAAUGUGGUGCUUCUAGGAUCUCAUCAUGCUAUACACCAUCUCCUGCACCAAAUGGGUCAACUGGUUCAGACGUUUGUCUUCCAGGAACAUCGAUACAUUCUGGAGGCCUGUCCAACUACGGAAACCCAUCACUACAAGUUGUCAGCUACACCUACCCCUCUGUUUCUGGAGGAACAUACUAUAGUGGAUAUGGUGGGAUAUAUCCCCAAGCCACACCAUUGCAGCAAGUUGCUUUAGCACUUAGAAAGGCUCCUGCUCAGACCACUCCUGGUUUGGCUUCCACAGCUUGUGCCACUAUUUCUUCCACAGCUUCUGCAGAGAUCGUGUCAUCUAAUAUGACUUCAAGCUCAAGUGCAGAAACAGAAAAACGGCGUCAACAGCGACGGAAAUUUCAGGAGGUUGUGUCGAAUGAAACAGCAGCAAGUUGCCAGAACUUUCUUCAGGCGUCAGAAUGUCUUAAGCCAGGUCUGAAGGAUUCUAACAGUAGGAACAUCUCGUCAAUGCCACCACCGAAGAAGUUGAUUCAUAAGGAUUCUGAUGGGAUGCCGCCACCUCCUCCGCAAAUUAUGCCUCCACCUCCACCAAAGUUCGAUGCACUUCGAUCACCAUCACCCUCACCGCCACCAAAGUUUGCUCCACAUAGAUCAGCUUCCCCCAUCGAGAAGUGCCAGGAACCAGGUACUAAGAAGCCAAAUGAUGGACCAGUUUCUGCUACUUUGCUGAAGCUCGUUGAUUAUGGAGAGGACGAUGACGACGAUGAUAUUGACGUCCUGAGUGUAGAAAGUUUUAGAAGCAAUGUAGUUCAAAAAACAUCCUCAAAACCUUUCUGGGCGGUGUGAUUACAGUUGCAGAACCUUGCUGGAGAAUCCAGCUGGCCAUGUAUUGGUUGAUAUCUUGUAGCUCAUGUUGAAUACGUGGAGCGUAAGAGACCUGUUCCUGAAAGAGAUGGGAGCACAAAACUUAAGCUGGUACGAUAGUUAUAAACUAAAAGACGGAUUGCAAAGGUACAAGCUAGAAGAUGAAUUGAGAAAGGACGGAGGGCGUUUAGUUGCAAGAUGAUGAUGGAGAGAGUAGAGCAUCUCGCUCAUUGAGAGGUUGUGAUGUCUCGGUCAUAGAUGUUGACGGCCCUUUUUUUUUCGUUCGUGUUUUUAGAAAUUUUAUGAUGAACAGCACAAAUGACCCGACUCUUUUCUUCCAUGUGUAAAAUUUAAUGUAGUACCAUUUUUGUACAUGGUCGUGUCCUUUUUAGCUGAUGAGGUCUAUUGCUUGCUAAUGAUUCUAGAUUCUUUCUGAA